AUGCCUUCCCAAGUGGCGACGUGUCUGCGCCUCGCGCGCCAGUUCUCUGCGAACCCAAGCAAGCACCAACGGUUUCUUGCUCGCGCUUUCUCCAGCACGAUCAUUCGGCCUGAGAUCAACAAGGUCGUUGGAUCGGCAGAGCUCGCAGUCAAGGACAUGAAAUCCAACUCGACGCUGUUGGCUGGUGGAUUCGGUCUCUCCGGUGUCCCGGAUACUCUGAUCAAUGCUGUGAAGGCCAAUCCGUCGAUCACGGGCCUUACCGUGGUCAGCAACAACGCCGGUGUCGACGGUGCCGGUCUCGGCCUGCUUCUCGAGUCCAAGCAGAUCAAAAAGAUGGUCGCCAGCUACGUCGGCGAGAACAAGACCUUUGAGCGCAUGUACUUGACGGGUGAAAUUGAGCUUGAGUUGACGCCCCAGGGUACCCUGGCGGAACGGUGCCGGGCCGGCGGUGCAGGCAUCCCGGCCUUCUAUACCCCUGCCGCCUUUGGCACGGUUGUCCAGACGGGCGAGCUGCCUCUGCGACACAACUCUGAUGGAACGGUCGCCGUCUACGGCGAGCCCCGCGACGUGAAGGUCUUCGACGGCAAGAGCUACGUCAUGGAGGAGGCCAUUAAGGGCGACUACGCCUUUGUGAAGGCCUGGAAGGCCGAUAAGUUGGGUAACUGCCAGUUUCGCUUCGCGGCCGCCAACUUCAACGGCGCCAUGGGGCGUAAUGCUAAGAUGACUAUUGUCGAGGCCGAGCAUAUCGUUGAACCUGGCGAGAUCGAGCCCGCUGCCAUCCAUCUUCCCGGUAUCUACGUUAAGCGCGUUGUCCAGAGCACCGCCCCUAAGAACAUUGAGAAGUAUACCUUCGCUAAGGACGAGGGCGACGACACUGCUGCUCUGGGCAAGGGCGAUACCGCCGCCAAGCGCGAACGUAUCGUCCGCCGUGCCGCUAAGGAGUUCAAGAAUGGCAUGUACGCCAACCUGGGUAUCGGUAUGCCGAUGCUGGCCCCCAACUUCGUCGACCCCUCUGUCGAGGUCCAGCUUCAGUCUGAAAACGGCAUUCUCGGCUUGGGCCCCUACCCUAAGAAGGGACAGGAAGACCCUGAUCUCAUCAACGCUGGCAAGGAGACCGUCACCCUUCUCCCUGGUGCGGCCACCUUCGGCAGUGACGAGUCCUUCGGUAUGAUCCGCUCCGGCCGCAUCGAUCUGACUAUCCUGGGCGCGAUGCAGGUGAGCGCUCGCGGCGACCUGGCCAACUGGAUGCUUCCUGGUAAGAUCAAGGGCUUCGGCGGCGCGAUGGACCUUGUCUCCAACCCGUCGGCCACCAAGGUCGUGGUGACGAUGGAGCACACUGAUAAGAAGGGCAACCCCAAGAUCGUCAAGCAGUGCGAGUUCCCUCUCACUGGAAAGACCUGCGUGAGCCGGAUCAUCACGGAACUGUGCGUGUUCGACGUCGACUUCACGGACGGUCUGACGUUGGUCGAGCUGGCGGACGGUGUGACUGUCGACGAGGUGCGGAGCAAGACCGGGGCGCCGUUCAAGGUGGCCGAUGAUGUGAAGCCCAUGCUGUAA
Messenger RNA from Aspergillus terreus NIH2624, 1557 nucleotides. Its product is annotated as 3-oxoacid CoA-transferase. NCBI's taxonomy places the organism in Eukaryota, Fungi, Ascomycota, Eurotiomycetes, Eurotiales, Aspergillaceae. Gene Ontology annotation, biological process: ketone body catabolic process. Gene Ontology annotation, molecular function: succinyl-CoA:3-oxo-acid CoA-transferase activity. The record is from RefSeq and is a predicted model, not a curated record. The coding region runs from base 1 to 1557 and encodes 518 amino acids. The transcript is spliced from 3 exons.